AUGAUACGCCCCCGCCCGCCCAGCCAUCUGCGCUCGGUCGGCAGGCCUGGAAGCGUGGGGCUGCCGCGGGCUCCGGCGGGUCGGCGAGGCCGUGGACCUGCGUCCCCCUGGCGAGCAGACCCGGCUUCUUUGGCUCUGAGACCCCAGACGGGACGCCUGCCCUCCAGGAUGAAGGUCUUCCUGCUGGUGCUGCUGGUCGCCCUCCUGGGUGUGGAGCCAGCCCACUCCCUGAUGUGCUUCUCAUGCAUCAAUCAGAACAGCAAUUGGUACUGCCUGAAGCCGACCAUCUGCUCCGACUCGGACAACUACUGCGUGACCAUGGCGGCCGCAGCGGGCAUCGGCAACGUGGUGGAUCUUGGCUACUCCCUGAACAAGGGCUGCUCCCCGAUCUGCCCUGGGCCCCCAAGUGUCAAUCUCGGCGUGGCGUCCGUGGGCGUCCACUGCUGCCAGAGCUUCCUGUGCAACAUCAGCGCGGCCGGUGGGCUGCGGGCCAGCGCCACCGUGCUGGGCCUCGGGCUCCUGCUCAGCCUGCUGUCGGCUCUGCUGCGGCUUGGCCCCUGACCGCUGGGACCCUGUGCCCAGCCCGGACUCCUGAAGCUCAGGAAGCAGAGCCCAGCCUUUCUCAGACCCCAAAAGGAUAUCAGAGCCUCCUCCUCCAACUCCUCACCCUGCCUGACCCCUCCCCCUCUGCCCUCAGUCCCCACAGUCACGCCUGCCCCCGCAUCUAUACCUGCCAGCUGCCCUCACUUCCGGGCAAUGAUGUCACCUUCCUUGGGAAACCUGGGAAGAGAUGAAGGUCCCCCUGGAGCCUGAGGGUCCCGGAGU
Ceratotherium simum simum (southern white rhinoceros) is the source of this 825-nucleotide messenger RNA. RefSeq names its product lymphocyte antigen 6 family member E (gene LY6E). Gene Ontology annotation, molecular function: acetylcholine receptor inhibitor activity. The record is from RefSeq and is a predicted model, not a curated record. Gene Ontology annotation, cellular component: plasma membrane. NCBI's taxonomy places the organism in Eukaryota, Metazoa, Chordata, Mammalia, Perissodactyla, Rhinocerotidae.